AUGUAUGUCCCACCUUACCCAUUCCUAGCAGCCAAUGGUGUAACUUUCAUGUACGUAGAAUCAGAAUGUCCGAAAUUCAACCAAGAACAUAUAUGCGAAGAAAAGAUAAAACACAUAUCUAGAGGAGACCCACAUUGCGUUGAGAGCAUCGUCAGCCACCAAACCCUGGACAAUUCAUGCCGACCUACCAAAGUAACUUUCGACAAGGAAGCGGUGGAACAGCUAGAUGAUCAGCACUAUACACUCAUCUUUCCCAAAACCAUGAAGACAGAGCUUCAGUGUGAACGACAGCAGUUCAUCAACCUCCAUGGGAGUUACCUCGCCACCAUACCACAUAAAUGCCUUUUGCGCACUGCAGAAUUCACUAUAAUCAAUAUCAACGACCGAGUGAAAGGACAACCACUACUGAUAACUGAGAUACCUCACAACUAUGACGCCAUCGAUACUAAAGAAAUUCAACACAUAAAACUCAACUCCAUCAACUUAAAAAGUCUACAGCCUAUACAAGAUAAAAUUAUAAUGCAGCAGCCAAUCAAAAUGGACCACACGGAUACAGCAAUAUACCAUACAACCAUUCCCUUGUACGGAGCUCUGGCCGUAGCAAUCGUUAUUAUUUCUUCAUACAUCCUGAAACGAUACAAAUUGAAACCGAAACCAAUAAAGAAGAUUCCUCCAUCUCAAGUAAUGACAGCUCGAAGCCAUGAAUCUGAAGAUCUUGAAAAUUCAGAACAUCAAGAUCCAAGGACAGCAACAUUUGAUCUCAAGGUGCUCAAAUAGUCGCUGAGCUGAGGGGGGAGGUGUUAUAUACCCUAACUCUAUGUAAUAUUCCGAUAUGCAAUAGGAAUUUUACCACAUAUAUACAUUGGCGUACGUGACUGUCGUGAACGCUGAGACAGCAUUUCAACACCCUAGAAACCGUGCAUUGACGUAAAUGGCACAUUGACGCACAUGAGUGCGGGGACGCCGAUUCAGCACCUUUACCUCAUGGAGCCUCAAAGCCAGCCACGGGGCCCGCACUUCUGAACUCACAUCGUCGGAAGACAGACCAGUAGCAUUAAUUAAGUUUAAGUUUCAUUGUAAUCUUUUUAAUUUUAAUACUAGUAGUAGAUUCAGUUUCGGUUUUUUUAAGACCUUAGGCUGCGACCUCCGUAAUUAAC
Messenger RNA from Bombyx mandarina (wild silkworm), 1157 nucleotides. RefSeq lists its product as uncharacterized. The record is from RefSeq and is a predicted model, not a curated record. Lineage: Eukaryota; Metazoa; Arthropoda; Insecta; Lepidoptera; Bombycidae.